Molecule: messenger RNA, 1897 nt
Organism: Acanthisitta chloris (rifleman)
Lineage: Eukaryota; Metazoa; Chordata; Aves; Passeriformes; Acanthisittidae
Product: septin-2
Exons: 12
Coding region: 46-1095 (349 amino acids)
Biological process (GO): cytoskeleton-dependent cytokinesis; cell division; regulation of exocytosis
Cellular component (GO): synaptic vesicle; septin complex; cell division site
Molecular function (GO): GTP binding; molecular adaptor activity; GTPase activity
Source: RefSeq, a predicted model, not a curated record
AUGUGGCUUUUAUUUUCCAGUGUCUGAAACUUGGAGUGACGAAACAUGUCUCAGUCAGGUGAAAAAGUGAAGUUUUCCGACUCGGCAGGCUAUGUGGGAUUUGCUAAUCUGCCCAACCAGGUUCACAGGAAAUCUGUAAAGAAGGGCUUUGAAUUCACACUGAUGGUGGUUGGUGAGUCUGGCUUAGGAAAAUCCACUUUAAUUAACAGUCUGUUCCUGACUGAUCUUUAUCCAGAACGUUAUAUUCCUGGAGCUGCAGAGAAAAUAGAGAGAACAGUUCAAAUCGAAGCAUCUACAGUAGAGAUAGAGGAGCGAGGGGUGAAGCUGCGUUUAACAGUAGUUGACACACCAGGAUAUGGAGAUGCCAUUAACAGCCAGGACUGCUUCAAAACAAUUAUCCAGUACAUUGACAACCAGUUUGAGCGAUACCUGCAUGAUGAGAGUGGCCUGAACAGGCGCCACAUCAUAGACAACAGAGUCCACUGCUGCUUUUACUUCAUCUCUCCCUUUGGGCAUGGACUGAAACCACUAGAUGUAGAGUUCAUGAAGGCUCUUCAUGGAAAAGUCAACAUUGUCCCUGUGAUUGCCAAGGCUGAUACACUGACACUGAAGGAGAGAGAGAGGCUGAAGAGAAGAGUUCUGGAUGAGAUUUCCGAACAUGGCAUUAGGAUUUAUCAGCUCCCUGAUGCAGAUUCUGAUGAAGAUGAGGAGUUUAAAGAACAAACUAGAGUUUUAAAGGCUAGCAUUCCCUUCGCUGUUAUUGGAUCCAAUCAACUUAUCGAGGUGAAGGGGAAAAAAAUCCGGGGCCGCCUGUACCCCUGGGGAGUUGUGGAAGUUGAAAAUCCAGAGCACAAUGAUUUCCUUAAGCUGCGCACAAUGCUGGUAACACAUAUGCAGGACCUGCAGGAGGUGACCCAAGACUUGCACUACGAGAACUUCCGUUCGGAGAGGCUAAAACGCACUGGCAAGCCUGUCGAAGAGGAAGUGGUAGACAAGGAUAGAAUCCUCCAGCAGAAAGAGGCUGAGCUGCGCCGCAUGCAGGAGAUGAUUGCACAGAUGCAAGCCCAAAUGAGGAUGAAGCCUGGUGAUGACUAAGAUGCUUAACAUCUGGAUACAUCAGCAGCACACAGUUCUCUAAGUGGAUGGGUGCUCUCUUUUCUUUGCCCGAAUGGUAACGUUCCAAUGCUAAAGCUGGAUGCUGCAGACCAGGACCUGCGAUAAAACAAACACAAAGUCUGAAGAUGUGCUGUAAACCAGCUGUUUUAUAUAUUCAAUGUUACUCCAGUUAUAGUGUAUCUUUUCUGAUUCUUUUGGUAACACUGUCUUCAUACUUAUAAAUGUGGUUUUAUUAUCCUUCCUAUACCUUUUUGUUCAGAAACUGAUAAGAGUAUGCUAUUUGGACUAGUCAUUGUGGUGGGUUUGAGGAGUUCAUCAUUUAUCUGCUAGGUUGUUGCAAACGGUUUCGUGGGUAAUGCUAAGACUUCGUGGCCUGUUUACAGUAAACGUGUGUGUUUGCACAGUAUCAUGAAUUUCACCUGCCAUUUUAAGUCAUUAUGUAUCCUAUCAAUUUAUCAGAACUUUCUCUGUGCUUUUGUUACUUCUGAAGCUUCAUCUCUGGUGAUUUGCAUUUGUGUGUUGUACAAGAAAGCGUAUAAAGUCACCAGAGAUGCACCCAGCUGACUUCCCUCAAUCGUCGUGCCUUAACGUACCAUACGCACUACGCACGCCAACAACUCGCGUGGAUGCCUCUGGAGGCUUGUCCUCGGGCCUCAAGUACUGAUGACAAGAAUUUGUCAUAGGCAUUUCUGUGUGUCAGCUGAGCGGUGGCAUGUACUGAAUUUUUUAUAUACCAUAACACUAAUUUCCAUCGGAGUUUUGUAAUAAAUGGAUGAAUGUG